Molecule: messenger RNA, 279 nt
Organism: Bipolaris victoriae FI3
Lineage: Eukaryota; Fungi; Ascomycota; Dothideomycetes; Pleosporales; Pleosporaceae
Exons: 2
Coding region: 1-279 (92 amino acids)
Source: RefSeq, a predicted model, not a curated record
AUGGAAGUCAUUGCACGGAUGAGCCAGUACAAGCAAGGCGAUAUGCUCGCAUCAGCUGUACCAUCAGCCCCUCUCCAUGACAAGUCACUCAUCCGGGGACAUUCUGCGGCCUAUGAACAAUAUCUCCUCCUUAGCAUAUGUCAUCCUUCUCCACAGUACACUCUACAACCACUGUCAUCGCCAAUGUCCCAAGUCUUUUGCUUGUGCACGGUGCGUAAUGUAGCUGCAGUCCAGCGUGGCGAACAUGCACGCCCCUUGAUGCUUUAUGCGGGCUGCUAG